CAUGGGUACAAUUGACCUCUCGUGACCUAAUUACUUUUUUGUCGAGAUAGUAGAACAAAUUAAUGAAAAUAUUUUUUAUUUUUUGUCUUUAAACUUUAAAUAUUAACCUGCCUUGUAUUUAUUUAUCCAUUUUGAAACGGAAAAUUAGCUUCUACAAAAAUAAGACGAUCAUUUUUACCAGCACAUGUCGAGCUUCCUGUUUGAUGUCGGUCAUCGCGAAAGGCACAAAACGAGCCUGACUUCUCAAUCAGGCAAAUUUUUAACAGGCUUGGGUGAUUCCUAGCCGGCCUUGGUUUCCUGUACCCAUAUUGUGAAGGACGAACCACCGAGUCUAAACUCACCAACUUUAUAACCAAGAGCAUAAUCACUAUCAUUGAUGCCAUCAGCGAUGUCUGACGCUCAAGGCCCUGCCAAUCACAGGCUUAAAUCUUACAAAAACAAAGCCUUAGAUUCGCAGGAAUUGAGAAGGAGAAGAGAAGAAGAGGGAAUCCAGUUGAGAAAACAGAAACGAGAGGAACAGAUCUUCAAGCGACGAAAUGUUGCCAUACCUGACAAAGAUGAAAGUGGUUCUCCAUCAGACUUGCAAGACCCAAUGGUGUCUUCUUCUGGAGGUAUCAGUCAAGAGAUGGUGCAAGCGUUGUACAGUGAUGUCUUAGAGGAGCAAGAAAUGGCAACACAAAAGUUUCGGAAACUUUUAUCAAGAGAACCAAAUCCUCCUAUUGAUGAAGUUAUCCAGACUGGCAUCAUCCCCCGAUUUGUAGAAUUUUUGCAGCGAGACAGCAGCUGGUCUUUACAGUUUGAGGCAGCAUGGGCCCUCACCAACAUAGCAUCUGGCACGUCGCUGCAGACGCGUAUGGUUAUCAGUGCUGGGGCGGUGCCAAUCUUUAUACGCCUGCUCAGCUCGGAGAUUGAGGAUGUUCAAGAACAGGCUGUCUGGGCUUUGGGUAAUAUAGCUGGGGACAGUCCGGAGUGUCGGGAUUAUGUGCUCAGCGAAGGAAUUCUUGUACCUCUUUUGCAUUUGCUGAGGAAAUGUGCCAGCUUGUCUAUGACACGCAAUGCAGUGUGGUGUCUCUCAAACUUGUGUCGGGGAAAGAAUCCGCCGCCUGAUUUUAGUAAAGUGUGUAUUGCUCUGCCUGUGUUAGCCCACCUGCUGUACCACUCGGACAAAGAUGUGUUGGCCGACGCCUGCUGGGCCUUGUCCUACUUGUCGGACGGACCCAACGAAAAGAUCCAGGCCGUCAUCGACUCUGGUGUUUGUCGCAGACUUGUAGAGUUGCUUAUGCACAAUCACCAGAGUGUGGUGGCCGCCGCUCUGCGUGUGGUGGGCAACAUUGUGACCGGAGAUGACUGUCAGACACAGGUGAUAAUCAACUGCCACUCUCUCCCCUGCCUGCUGCAUCUUCUGGGCAGCUCUAAGGAGUCUAUCCGUAAGGAAGCCUGUUGGACAAUAUCCAACAUCACCGCCGGUAACCGACAGCAAAUUCAGAAUGUGAUAGAUUGCAACAUCUUCCCUGUUCUCAUCGAUAUUCUGGGCAAAGCUGAGUUCAAAACCAGAAAAGAAGCGGCCUGGGCAAUUGCUAAUGCCACAUCAGGGGGUUCACCAGAACAGAUCAGGUUCCUGGUGGAGCAGUCAUGCAUCCCUCCACUGUGUGACCUGCUGACUGUGAUGGACAGUAAGAUUGUCCAAGUGGCCCUUACAGGCCUGGAUAACAUCCUCCGGCUGGGCGAGACGGAUGCCAAACAGGGAGACGGAGUCAACCCCUACGUUGUCAUGACCGAGGAAUGCUAUGGUCUGGAUAAGAUUGAGUUCCUCCAGAAUCAUGAGAACCGGGAGAUCUACCAGAAGGCUUUUGACAUCAUCGAGCGCUACUUCGGGACAGAGGAGGAGGACCGGGCCCUGGCCCCGCAGAUGGACCAGGCCUCGCAGCAGUACCAGUUCAGCGGCGGGGACAGCAGCGCCCCCGUGGGAGGCUUCCAGUUUUGAUAGGCAGCCCAGCAUAGCGUUAGAGAUUUGGUCCUAGAUGUAAUAUCCUCUUCUUUUUUCAAGUCUGUGGUCGUAGUUGCCUGUACACACACACAAACUCAAACUACACUCUGAUUGGCUUCUCUCUCACAAGAUGAAAGAUCUGGUGGAAAGUUUUUUGGGGUUGUUUUUCUUCUUUUUUUAAAAAUUGUUUUUUGGUGUGAACUUUGACCUGUCUUAAGGUGAGACGGAGAGCCCUGUGUCUAAAGUGGAAGAAGCCCUUCUGGAUUUCGCAGAUGUAGUCUCAAGUGGAGAUUUGAGGGAGGGGGGGGGGGGGGGGUCUUGAGUCAGUGUGCCUCGGACAUAAUAUAUCACGUGGUGCCUUGGCUGCUGCUGUUUACUGAGUACGAAGAAGGUUCGCCGCCGCCGCUGCCACUACCACCACCACCACCACCACCACAAGGCAAGUGCAUCUUCUGCUUGGGGACUUCCUCUGCGAUCCGGUGUUGUGUAAAAAACUUUCUCAGCAAACCUUUCUGUCCUGUGAGGUGUGGCUUCAAGGUAGCUCAUUGUAUCUCUUAGCAAAUGUCUUCAAUUUGUAGAUUACGAUAUUCAUAUUUGAUUGGAAUAGUGUCCAUCGUAUAGAUGAGCAGUAUGCUGUUGUUGUUUUGUUAUUGGUUGGGUUAUGUCUUUGAUUUGUUUAAUAUUAUUAUAUUUUUUUUUUUCCUAUCAGAAUGAAUGCAAUUUACAAAGCACACAUUCACGGGUUUGAUUGAGACAGAUGCAGAUGUUUCCAGGGUGAACGUUAUGGUAUGCAAGUACGGGUACUUCUUCACUGGGUGGCUUAGUCAAGAAUCGCUUCUGCUGACAAAGUAAUGUCUCUCAGAAGUUUAUUACAGUUGUAUUUAAGAAAGUGCAGUUAUGUUCCCCGUUUUUUUUUGGG
Aplysia californica (California sea hare) is the source of this 2906-nucleotide messenger RNA. RefSeq names its product importin subunit alpha-7. Lineage: Eukaryota; Metazoa; Mollusca; Gastropoda; Aplysiida; Aplysiidae. The transcript is spliced from 14 exons. Bases 377 to 1984 code for a protein of 535 amino acids. The record is from RefSeq and is a predicted model, not a curated record. Gene Ontology annotation, biological process: NLS-bearing protein import into nucleus. Gene Ontology annotation, molecular function: nuclear import signal receptor activity; protein binding. Gene Ontology annotation, cellular component: cytoplasm; nucleoplasm; nucleus.